UUUGUCAUAUAAUCAGUCCAAAGCUCAUGAAAUGGAAUGAUAUUUAAUUAAAUCCACUUUAAAAGUCAAUUACAAGACAUAGAUUUCAUUUUAAACACUCCCAUUGUUUGACCAAGACAGAUUUUAGUUGGGGUGUAUAAGUGAAAAAUGCGUGGCAGCUCUUCCAUCUGUGUAAACAAUCAUCUAUUCACAAAUGGUCACUAUAUCAGUAAAGUGCAUUUUAACAAUUGUGUAGCGAUUUUGAAAAUGUCUCUUUGAAUGAUGAUGAGGCCUUUGUUUACAAUAGAACUGAAUACAAUGAAUGUAUUGCAGUGUAGCUUUUAUAGCACACGUUGGGCAAAUCUUUUCAUAUUAUGUAUAAUUUCAUAUGAAUGUUUUCCUCAAAUGUUGACUUUAUAGUGAAAUUUUAUUCUUUAUUGGGGCCUGCACUUCGAUAAUGUACAUUUGAAUAUAGACAAAAAAGGUUAGUCAUUGAAAACGGCAUGUUCAAAGCAUAAAGAUUGAAACAAUUUGUUGUCGUUGUCUUUACAAGUUUCAAUUUUUACUGUUAAGUGUUCAAAACGUUUAUGUAAAUUACAAACUUUUGAUUGAUUGAUUUACAGAAAUUACUAGAUAAGAGUUCUUUGUUAUACAAGUAAAUAUUAGCCUGUACAUCAUGAUGCAAAUGUCAGAUGAGAUAAAGUUACAAAUAUUUUUAUAAAUCAAGAAAUUGAUUUCUGAUUUGGGCGUUUUAUUCAUCAGACAAGGACAGAUAUACGUUAGUUUCAGUGGCAUCAACAUUAACGUUAUGUGGCCCAAGCUUAACUUCCGGUAGACCUCUGCAAAGACCACAACUGUCGAGUAUUUUUAAUUUAAUACAAAUAAAAUAUCAUAAAUGAAUAUAAUUAAAAUAAAUUGUUUUAUUAUAACCAAACACGGACUGGAAUUGAACUUCGGGCCAGGCGCGACGUGCGUUCAAUGAAACCGUCAAUAAGAAAAUUUGUAUAUAAACCGCAAUUUAUAAAAGUAAUGUAAUAACUCUCACACAACAUUACAACGAUAACAAAAGUUCAUGCCAAAAUACAAUGGUUACUUAUUCUUUCUGCAUUACAUUGAUAUAUUUACGAUCUUUUUCAAAAAUUGUUAGAUGAUUUUAAAGUAUUUCUGUGAACAUGAAAAAUUAACAUAACACAAGUUUUUUUUACUACUGUCACCAAUGCAAAUUUCUCCAAGUACAUAUUUGCUGGCCGGAGCGCUCCAGAAUGGGGCGUGGACUCCAAAAUUGGGUGGUAACCUCCAAAAGGAGGCGGAGUCGCCACUCGCACACAAAACAAAGAUAAGAAAACAACAAUUAACCUACUAAACAUCAGGGUCUUCUAAUAGCUCAAAUUCUUCAACCAAUUUAAAUAAUUUUCUUCCAACUUUCGAUUUAAUUUUACUUAAAAGAUUUACAGUAAUUCCAAAAUUCUUUUUGAAAGGGAUGCACACACCCCUCUCGAUUUCUGCACAGGUAACGUUGCCGUCCUCCAGUCCAGCUGGUGGCGCUACAGUUCUUCUGUGUUCCGCCAGUGAUCCGUGUAAAAGAAGAGGAGGCCUGUUUAAUUUUUCGUCCUCUUGGUUGCUAAGUUCUCCUCCCCUGAAAGCGUCUCGUUUGACACCGAGCUCAUGUCGAAGGACAGCCGGCACGAUGGUCGCCGGCGCGGCGCGGGUCAGCAGCACCGGCUCGGUUUGAGGUCGGCUCAGAGCGGGGACGGGAGAGACAGAUCGGGCAGUAACAGCUCCGGGUCGUCUCACGGAGGAGGGAAAGCCAGGAAUACGCCCAUCAACAUUGCUCUAAAGACAUCUUUCCAGCGGUCCAACAGUCAUGACAAGGUGAGGAAGAUUGUAGCUGAGGAAGGCCGGGCUGCUCGCAACCUCAUUGCCUGGAGUGUCCCGGUGGAGAACAAAGAGGAAGAGGGUAAAGCGAAACAUCACAUUAACAGCAAUGCAAAAGCUCAGCGAAUCAACUCUGGGGUCCACAGGAACAAAAAACAGAACACAGCGCCAGACUGUAAACCUGGACCCGGGUCGAUAUUAGACAAAGGAGCCGAGAAGAGUCCCACAAAAACCAGACAGCCACGAAAAGUGGACCUGAGAGCACGAUACUGGGCCUUUCUGUUUGAUAACCUGCGACGGGCGGUGGAUGAGAUUUAUGUCACAUGUGAAUCUGAUCAGAGUGUGGUGGAGUGUAAGGAGGUGCUGAUGAUGUUGGAUAACUAUGUCCGAGACUUCAAAGCUCUAAUCGAUUGGAUCCAGUUGCAGGAGAAGCUAGAAAAAACAGAUGCUCAGAACAGGCCAACGUCUUUGGCUUGGGAAGUUCGAAAGAUGUCACCAGGACGGCAUGUGAUGUCCAGCCCGUCAUCCGACCGGAUUGUUCCAUCACCUGGCGUUCGUCGUGCACUCAACUUUGGAGGUCCCCCGCCCACCCUGGCUGUGGCACAUCUCUCCCACACUGGACCCAGCUGGGCCGAUCGGGUCAAGUCUUCCCAGUCACUUCCUGUCCCCAGUCAAACAAGCAAUAUUCCCACUGUAAAGACAGCAAAGAAAGACGCAGAGGGCUGGGAGACAGUUCAGCGCGGGCGUUCGAUGCGGCCUCGCUCCAUUGCCAUGGUGGCCAAGGUAAGCCCUGUUCUGGCCCAAGUGAGCUCUAAAGACGACAGCGACAAGGAGAACCAGCAGCUUCAUCUGUCACCGCAGGACAAACCUCAGGAGGUGGGGGAACAAGAGCAACCUCUUCCCCAGGAGCAGAGCCAGGACAAGACCCCUGUCAUCGAGCCCCCCGCAGAAAAUGUCGAAGAGCCAGGCCAGAGCGUCAACACGACAUCCGAGGACACGGCAUCCCCUACUCCGCAGUCCCAGAGCCCGAUACUGGUCUCCGCUCCAGGUCCUGAUCCUCCGAUGGUUUCCCAGUUGGAGGAGCCAGUGACUGGGCGGGCCCAGGGGGAGCAGGGGAGGGAGGGGUUGGAGUGGAAGGUCGCGCCAUCGGAAGAAGCGGCAGCAGUGGUCCACCUUCCCCUGGCAGCGGUGAAACUGGAGAGCAUGCUGGACCCCACAGAACUAUCCACCCCCCAGUCUAUGGCUGAAGUUUUAGCUAAGAAGGAAGAGCUGGCCGACCGCCUGGAAAAAGCUAACGAGGAGGCCAUCGCGAGCGCCAUCGCUGAGGAGGAACAGCUGACGCGGGAGAUCCAAGCGGAGAACAACGAACUGGAAACUGACAACGAAAGCGACUUCUCUGCAAGUAUCGGAAUUGGAAGUUAUGGCCUGAACUUGGACUGGAGCGAAAUGUUAGCUGAUUAUGACGCUCGGGAGCCCUGGCGUCAGAGCACCUCAUGGGGUGACAUAGUUGAAGAAGAACCAUCACGUCCACCUGGCCAUGGCAUCCACAUGCAUGAGAAACUGUCUUCUCCUUCACGUAAACGAACCAUCGCAGAAUCAAAGAAAAAGUAUGAAGAGAAGCAACUUAAAGCCCAGCAGCUCCGAGACAAGCUCCGAGAGGAGAAGACGCACAAACUGCAGAAACUCAUAGAAAGAGAGAAGGAGGUGAGUAAAUGGAAAGAGGAGCUGUUGGAUCAGAGGAGGAGGAUGAUGGAGGAAAAGCUGCUUCAUGCUGAAUUCAAGCGAGAGCUUCAGCUACAGGCCAUCGUGAAGAAAGCGCAGGAAGAGGAGGCAAAGGUGAAUGAGAUCGCUUUUAUCAACACUCUGGAAGCCCAGAAUAAGAGACACGACGUACUGGCUAAGCUAAACGAAUACGAACAACGACUCAACGAGCUACAAGAGGAACGCCAGCACAGACAGGAAGAGAAACAGGCCAGGGAUGAAGCCGUCCAGGAGCGCAAGCGGGCGCUGGAGGCCGAGCGACAGGCUCGCGUGGAGGAGCUGCUGAUAAGGAGGAGAGAACAGGAGACGAGAAUCGAACAGCAGCGGCAGGAAAAGGAGCGAGCGAGGGAAGACGCGGCACGGGAGAGAGCCAGGGACCGCGAGGAGCGUCUGGCUGCGCUUAGUGCAGCUCAACAGGAAGCCAUGGAGGAACUACAGAAGAAAAUCCAGAUGAAGCAUGACGAGAGCAGCCGCAGACACAUGGAGCAAAUCGAGCAGAGAAAAGAGAAGGCGGCCGAGCUGAGCAGUGGCAGACACGCUAACACAGACUACGCACCCAAACUCACACCUUACGAACGGAAGAAACAAUGCUCGCUCUGUAAUGUUGUGAUCACCUCUGAAGUCCACCUGUUCAGUCACAUUAAGGGAAAGAGGCACCAGCACGCCGUACGAGACAGCAGCAGCAUUCAGGGGCGCGAGCUAUCUGAUGAGGAGGUGGAACACCUGUCUUUAAAAAAAUACAUCGUAGACAUAGUGACGGACAGCAGCGUACCCGCCGACAACGCCAGAGAAGGAGAGGAGAGGCAGAAAGCUCGGAAAAAGGCCAAGAAACUGCGGGCACGCAUGAACUCAAGGGCUAAGGAGUAUGAGACGUCCAUGGAGGCUAAGACACAGACCCCCGACUCUCCAUACAAGGCGAAGCUUCAGCGUCUGGUGAAAGAUCUAGUGAAGCAGCAGCAGGGACAGGACAGUGGCCAGUGGCCGAGUAAAAAAGUGUCCGGCCUAGACAGAACCCUGGGAGAAAUCUCCCGCAUUUUGGAGAAACAGAAUGAUGCAGAUCAGGUAGCAUUUCAGGUUGGAGGGGGGUUGUCUGCUCUGGAGCAGAUCCUACAGGUCAUCACCACUGUCUCUACUCCCACUUCGGUCCCCCGUAUUCCUCUCAAGUCCCUCUGCGCUGCUGUGAACACAUAUUACCUGUCAUGUGCACACUGCCUCAACAACUGUUCCUAUGUUCUCUACAGCAACAAAAUUAUCUUUCUCAUGGACCUGCUGCUCCAUCAGUUAACGCUCUUCGUGCCAGAUGAGGACAAUAGCAUCUUCGGCCGCAGCGUGAAUAAGCAGAUCUUUGAGGGUUUGAUGACAGCUCUUCUGCAGACGGUCGCUACAGUCCUGGGACAGCUACAGCUGCCGAAAUCAGAUGGAGAGUCAUCACGUGUCUGCAGUCCGGACAUCAAAAGCAAAACAGCCUCCAAUGACAACUUCAAUACACGUGUUCACGAUCUCAUCAGUUACGUGGUGAACAUGGGCUUGAUCGACAAGCUGUACGGCUGUUUCUUGUAAGUGCAAGGGCCAAUCGACGAGAGUCCCAAGAUGGCCGCCUUCCUGGAACAAGCCACAGCGUUCCUCCAUGGGAUGUGUAAACUGUGUUUUGCUGUGACUAGUCGUUCUCUUAGCAUCUUCGACAAAAAGCGUCAGGACCCCACCGGGUUGACGGCCCUCCUGCAGAGCACUGACCAGGUGGGCGUCAUCAACAUGCUCUACUGCAUCCUGCUGCACAGUG
Molecule: messenger RNA, 5395 nt
Organism: Triplophysa rosa
Lineage: Eukaryota; Metazoa; Chordata; Actinopteri; Cypriniformes; Nemacheilidae
Gene: scaper
Product: S-phase cyclin A-associated protein in the ER
Exons: 27
Coding region: 1645-5175 (1176 amino acids)
Molecular function (GO): zinc ion binding; nucleic acid binding
Source: RefSeq, a predicted model, not a curated record